Trichoderma citrinoviride is the source of this 2994-nucleotide messenger RNA. RefSeq lists its product as hypothetical. The record is from RefSeq and is a predicted model, not a curated record. The transcript has a single exon. Gene Ontology annotation, molecular function: histone binding; protein heterodimerization activity. Gene Ontology annotation, cellular component: nucleus. NCBI's taxonomy places the organism in Eukaryota, Fungi, Ascomycota, Sordariomycetes, Hypocreales, Hypocreaceae. Bases 1 to 2994 code for a protein of 997 amino acids.
AUGGAACCGCCGGCAAAGCGCCGCCGCAUGAGCCAGCUGCUGCUGGACAAGCACCAUGCCGACGAAGACGACGAUGAGCUCGCCUUUGCGCCAUUCGAGGUCGAGGCCAAGCGAGACCCCGAUUACAAGCUCUCUGUCGAGCGGGCCUAUGCCGACCAGCGGUUCCAGGCCACCAUGGCGCAUAUCUUCGAGAAGUACGGGCGCGACUUCGAGGGCAUUGGCGACGAGAUCGAUCUUGUGACGGGCGAGAUUGUGGUCAACAACGGACAUGUGCGCAAUAUGCGAGACGAAGGCGAUGUUGGAGACGGUCUGCGAGGCGAUCUGACGGACGGAGAAGACGACGAGGACGAGGGCAUCCUGCUAGAGGAUCUAUAUGACGACGAGGAGGAAUACGCAGAUGAAGAAAUCGGAGAGCAGGGCGAGCGAACCCAAAAUGGCAACAAUGCAGACGGUGAUGACGAAGACGACGAAGACCGCAUAAUACAGGGCCGCCAGCCAUCUCGCGACUCACAUUCAACGGCCUUGGUGUUGGGAUCAUCGUCAAAGAACGCAUUGCUCGGCCGCGCCUCGCCGUUUGGCGCGAACAAAGCAAACGCUCUUCGCUUUGAGCCUCCUACAGAGCUACCCUUGGCCUCCUCACCAUUCGCUUUCGACCGAUCACCGUUCGCUUUGGAACCCUGGGGACUCCCCGGUCAACACUCCGAUCCUCUGUGGGAUCGACCCGAUCUAUUUGCAGUCCAACGACCACCGAGCCAGCAAUUGCCAAUCAAGCCCAGUCGCUACCAUUUCGCUGCGCGGAGCGGCGAAAGCUCAAUCUGGGCGCCUGGGUCGAGGUUCCGAGCUGACGAAGAAGAACCCUUGCCAUCUGCAUUUGCCGCCACAUUUAGCAAGCAUUUGCUUCCAAGGAGGAAGAAAAUCAUUAGACAUCCGCUACUGCUUCCUUCUACAAAGUCGAAUGAACGUGGCGAUGAUCGCAGAGCGGAAGCAGAUGAGGAUGACGAGGACGAGGAUGUGAUUCUGACGGGGAAGAGAUUUCAAGAGAACCCAACAGAAGCUACCAAACAUGACGACGAUUCACGUCAGUCCAGCAGGUCAGCCGGGAAAGAGACUGAGGAGAGGGGAGGAGAGGGAACCUCAAGCGACAGCGGCUACAAGUCCGCUCAAAGCAUACGGAGAAGCAGAAAGCGAAAGCAAAGGGCAGACGAAGGGUCCACGAGGGACGAGGCUUGGGUUCAAUCUCCUGGGAUAUUGAAAAAGGCUCCCAGUUCAAAGCCAAAGAGGCUUCCAAGCAAGACAAAGAAUCCAGACCAGACGACACCAUCUCUUGAGCUGCCCGAUGAAGCAAGCGGCUGUAGACGCUCUGGACGGAUGAGGAAGCAGGUCGAAUACUUGAACAAGAUAUCUUGGGCUCAAGCCUUGGCAGAGCAAAAGGCCGAAAAGCAAGCGAUGUUGCUUCCUGCUCCGGAUUCGCAGAAAAGCGGCAAGGACAACGAACAUGCGGAAGAGGAGAGUAGCACCGGAUCGGACUCAGCAGAUGAUCAGGCAGCCCUAGAAGAAUCGGAGCAUGACUGCAUCCCGGACUCGGCCGCCGAUGACGAUGACGAGGAAGAAGAAGUAGAGGAAGACGCCGAAGAGGAAGAGGAGGUGGAAUCGGAAAAGGAACAGAAAGGAGGGGAAGAAGCUGAAGAAGAUGAAGAGGAAGAAAGGGAGACCUCACCUCCCCUAAUCGACUUGUCGACUUCACGGGAACCCCAAGUUCGCCAACCCGAUAUCGCGGAGCGUCGCCGUACUCAAGCGCCAGCCGGAUUUCCCUUCAAGUAUACUGAUCCUGGAUGCCUUCUUUCCGACGACGAGGCUCCCACUAGUUUGUCCAAACCAAGGAAAUUAGCUCCGCAGAAGAGGCACGAGGACGUACUCCCGUUACGAGAGAUCCGCAAUGUCAAGGCUCGGGCGCAAGCCGACUCCUCUUCGUCAGAUGCUGGUAAAGAAGAGCGGCCGAAUCAGUCUGGCAAGAAACGCAAGCACAAGGCGGACGCCAUGAUAGACUCGUCCCCCAUGGCGAAUCAGAACAGCACUGGGAAUGUUGACGUCCCAUCCGAAGACUCCAGCGGCGUGGCUCCUUUGUCCUCUUCUCCCACGCGCUUCCUCUCCCGAAUCACUCUCAAAGAUUCUCUAGACGACACGCCUCAGCCCUCGGACGCUGCAUCAGAGAAGGCCGAUCACCAGCCUGAGGCUAUGAGAUCUUCGAGCCCAUGUGCUCGCGACAGUAAAAACGCCCCGAAGCUCACGGCCUCUAGGCAAAGGAGACGCCAGUCCAAGAAGCCCGUCAGCCCCGUCGUCGAGCAACUCAGCGCAGAAAUCGCCCAGCCAAAACAGUCGGCGAUCUAUAUAGCCCUGCCCACCGUCAUCGAAGACAGCUCCUACGAGACGUGCGACGAUUUCUCCUCUUCUCCCGCCAAGCCUUCUUCGCAUGAUGAGCCGCCUCCUCCAUCACCCAAACGCACAGUCUCGCCCUCCAAAGCAGUUUCUCAACCAUCCACACAAUCUCCCACAAGAGCUCCCCAAGAAUCUCCAUCUGAAUCCCCCACAAAGAACCCUUCAAAACGCCCUGCUGAAACUGAAGACCCUCUGCCCUCUCUGAGCAACCCGCCUCAAACCCCCCGUCGCCCCCACCGCCGCCUCAAAGUCCCUUCCUCGCGCCACUCCAUCCUGUCUCUGCUAUCCGACGAGGACGAGGACGACGAGGAGAUUGACGAGCUGGGCCGCAACCUGGCCGCAAUCCCCAGGUUGCAGAGUUCAGUGGCGCAGACGACUGCGCGCAAGGUAUGGAGAUCCAGCUCCCGCACCCGUGAAGUGUAUCGCACGCCUGUGAAGAAGCGGCCUUCGGAGCCUGUGAGCCCGGGGAGUAUCGUCAAGACGCCUGGGGGCACGCUGAGGGCUUGUGGCGUGGAUGGAUAUAGGUGUGGACGGGAUUUCUGUUUUACUUGUUUGUAA